AUUGACACUUUUAGGGAAUUUGUUAUCCUGUGUAAGAUUCAACGUUGUGUAUUUAUCUCAUCCCAGUCACUGAGUUCCAAUACUACUCUAACCCGCCUCUGGUGAAGCAAAGCUCCUAUCUUCUCACAACCUAUAGCUAUCUCCAACUGGCAACCUGACCCCCCCCAUAACCUCUUACCAGUACCACAGAUAAUACUACCCCCAAUACGAACUUUUGUGAAAAAAUACCUGAGUCUGUAUCGAUGAUCUACCAACUGGAAAGCAUGGGACGAUGGACUGAGAGGCCUGGGAAGGUGUUGGGAUGGUGAGUCUUCUCCAAGUAGAAGUUUCCCGGGGGUAGAUCUAGGAUCUGCGUACCCUGCCCCAGUCCUAACCCUAACUGUUCAGGUGGAAACGGUUGAACUAACCUUUAAUCAGCAUCUAGGGUGUAUUUCCGUGUUUUUCUGAGGAGUAUGAAGUGGGUGUACCCUCAUCAGAGGUGUUGACAAAGUCUGCACUGUCCAGACACUUCUGUCUUCAUACACAGUCCCUCCUCCCCCUCUUUCACCUCUCUUCCCCUUUUCCCUUCGCUCCAGCCCUCACUAGCCCAUGCUUCAGGAGCUCUGGAGACUCCCAGUGCAGUCAUCCUCCUCACAGAGACAGGAAACAUGGCCAACUGCAGCAGCGUUUCCAGACUUGUCCUCAUGGCCCUCCUCGGCCUCUGGGUAGCCACCCUCCACUCAGAGACUGCGGCAGACCCCACACCCACUUUACAAGGGGACAACCAGGACACGCUGUCCGGAGAGGGGGCGUAUGAAGUCACCACCAAAGACCCCUUCCAGGAUAUGACCGAGAGUGUGUUGACCUUCGAAUACGAGGACACCACACACUCACAGGCCGUGGACGAGGAGGAAAGUGUUCUGGGCCCGGGUGCCAUCACAGCCAUCGUCAUCGCAGUCGUCCUGGGGGCUUCAGUCCUCCUCGCCCUCAUCGUCAUUACACUCAGGAAGUUCACUGCUUCCUAGAGCCACUUCCUCCUCUUUCUUUCAAUCUCUCUUUCACUUCUUUGUCACUUCCAUUCAUCUAUCUUUAUUGUUUUUCCCCAUUCUCUAAAUUCUCUCCCAUUCACUCUGUUUCCCUUACACACAUAUAUUGUGAAAGUGAAACCCUCUACAACCCUGGAUGCUAUAAUGGUAUGUGGCAGGUCCCUUUUGGCCUUGAAGAGCAACUGACAAUGAAAUACCUUCAGCCUCUAGCUACUAUAAUCAUGCUGUUCUUGUUGGCCCCCAUGUCCACUAUUACGUUGUCAAUUGGAGGUUUAAGUGGGAGUUAGGAUUUGCCCCUAAGAGGACAUUAGAGACUGGCAGGUUCUUCCAGUGUAACGUCAUAGCUUUAAUAAAAUCCCUUUUACUUUACUUGUAAUGAUCUGUGUGCCGAAAUGUUUUGUCCAGCUUUGAUUUGUUCUUGCUGAUCUUUGUGGAAGUAAUUUUUUUUCUGACGGUUCUGUUGUGUGUUGCUGUAUCCUGUCUGUCUUUGUGUAUGAACGGGUGUGAUGAGUGUGUCUUUGUGAAGAUGAAUCCACCAUGUUCAUUACGUUGCUGAGUGCCUACUCCGUUUGGUUAAAAGUGAAGUGUUAUUGACAGUAGAAUAAAAAAAUGAAAUGAUUUACCAAAUGUACAACACAGAAUUCACUUGUAUGAUCAAAUGUUAUUUGGAAUGAUCUUAUCUCAUGAGAGAAUGUUUUCACAAUGCACACAAUGUGCUACCUUUCAUUGGCAAGUAGUCUUUUUUUAAUUUAAGAAACGUUUGCCAUUUUCCAUUGGAACAAACAUAUUGAUAGUGACCCAGAAUUAUAAUAUUUGAAUAUGAAAAUGCUGGCGUCGUCAAUAAAUAAACAUAAACAGGGUAUUUUUUAUUUUUUUUUAACCUGCAAAGCAAAUAACCUUGCCUAUUAAACGGCAGAAUGACUGUUGUGUUUGUGUUUUUGGGGGGGAUUGAUGGGAAGCGUUGUAUAAUAUUUAGAUUUUCUCUGUAUUACUCUUGCGUUUUACCAAUCAACUAACUAAUGCUUAUGUAAAACAAAUAUUCUUUAAGGUAAUAUCACCUGUUUUGAACUAUGGUUUAUAUUGUAUAAAUCACUUCCUACAACCAAA
Oncorhynchus kisutch (coho salmon) is the source of this 2132-nucleotide messenger RNA. RefSeq names its product protein SNORC-like. The transcript has 3 exons. The record is from RefSeq and is a predicted model, not a curated record. Bases 648 to 1004 code for a protein of 118 amino acids. Gene Ontology annotation, biological process: cartilage development. Lineage: Eukaryota; Metazoa; Chordata; Actinopteri; Salmoniformes; Salmonidae.